Molecule: messenger RNA, 432 nt
Organism: Psylliodes chrysocephalus
Lineage: Eukaryota; Metazoa; Arthropoda; Insecta; Coleoptera; Chrysomelidae
Source: the annotation of a GenBank genome assembly
AUGUAUGCUGAAGCCACCAAUUCUAAAAAAGUCGAUCUUGUAUUCAUAAUCCCGACUGCCAAUGCGUUAACCGAGCAUAUCAAACGUGUCUAUUUCCAAGUACAGUCUAUUUCCAAGCAAGGUCAAGACGAGACCUUAGAUCCGUUAGAAUGGGGGUGGGAAUUGGUGGAUGGAGAGCUCAGUUCUGUCACCAUGUCCCAGGAAGCCGGUUCCGAGAAAAUUUUAAGCAAAAUUUCUUGUUCUUGUGAAAUCGACUGUGGCACGAGGUGCGAGUGCGCCGAAGAGGGUUGGAAAGCUCACUUGCAUGCAAGCAUUGCGAUGGCAAUUGCUCAAACCAAAAAAGACACUGCCAACAGGGCCGAGAAUAGUGACGAGGAAGAAGAUGAAAAAGGUGAAGAAGGGAAAGAAAAGAGGUUUGAACAAGAUGUUUAG